GCGGCCAAGGGCGGCGAGGCGAGGCGAGGCAGGCAGAGCCUUCCGGGCGGCGCUCCUUCGACACCCAGGCGACACCAUGUCCGAGGGGAUCGACUCCCAGCCAGUGGCCCUGGGGGCUUCCCGCGUGGAGCUCCGUGUGUCCUGCUGGAGCCUUUCUCUGCGUGAGGAGGCCCUCAAGCCAGACCCCUGUGUGAUGGUCCAGUUGUUCAGCGAUGGGCAGUGGAGCGAGGUGGGGCGCUCGGAGGUCCUUCGGGGCUCCCAAAAUCCCGUCUUCGCCCAUGUCUUUGCUCUGGACUAUUUCUUUGAGGAGAUGCAGACCCUGAGGUUUGAAGUGUUUGAUGCCAUUGAUGACAGCCCCGAGGAUGGGGGGUCUGAAUUGGGGACCCUUUUAGGGGCAAUCGAAUGCACUUUGGGGCAGAUUGUCUCCCACACAAAGGUCACCAAAGAGCUGGCGCUGGCAGACGGAGAGCCCGUGGAGAACUCGACCAUCACGAUUGAAGCUGAGGAAGUCUCCAGAACCAACGAGUUUGUGCAGCUCGAAUUUCACGGCCAGGAACUGGAUGACAAGGAUUUCUUCAGCAAGUCCGACCCAUUCCUGGAGAUUUACAAGGUCAACAGCAACGAUAUAGAGCAGCUGGUUUGGAGAACAGAGGUGGUGAAGAACAACCUGAGUCCCCAUUGGGAGCCUUUCCGUGUCUCCCUGCAGUCUUUGUGCAGCUGUGACCCAGACAAGAACAUCAGGUGUGUCAUUUAUGAUCAUGACUCCAGUGGAAAGCACGACUACAUUGGCGAGUUCAGCACCACUUUUCACGAAAUGCUACAGGCUUCCUCAGGAGAAGAGGUGAAAUGGGACUGCAUCAACCACAAAUAUCUGGAGAAGAAGAAACAUUACAAGAACUCGGGGUACAUUGUCCUCACUCAGUGCAAGAUAGAGAAAGUCCACACAUUCCUGGAUUACAUUAUGGGAGGCCUGCAGAUCUCCUUCACAGUGGCCAUCGACUUUACGGCAUCCAACGGGGACCCACGUAGUGAGCACUCCCUUCACUUCAUCAACCCGAAGGAACCCAAUGAGUACUUGAAGACCUUGUCUUCGGUGGGCGAGAUCUGCCAGGAUUAUGAUAGUGACAAGCGCUUCCCAGCCUUUGGUUUUGGGGCACGGAUUCCUCCAGACUUUGAGGUGUCUCAUGAUUUCGCUAUCAACUUUGAUCCAGAGAAUCCGGAAUGUGAAAGGCUCACCGGUGUGAUCGAGGCCUACAAGCGAUGCUUACCCCAGAUACAGCUCUAUGGACCGACCAACGUCGCCCCCAUCAUCAACAAAGUGGCUGCUCCUGCAGCCGAGGAAGAGAAAACAGGGUUGCCCACGAAGUACCGUGUGUUGCUGAUCCUCACAGACGGCGUGGUGAGCGACAUGCCUGAGGCGUGCGAUGCUGUCGUCCGAGCCUCCCGGCUGCCACUCUCCAUCAUCAUUGUGGGCAUUGGGAACGCAGACUUUUCGGACAUGCGAGAGCUCAAUGGCGACCGCGGGAUGCUGGAGUCAGAGGAAGGCCGAGCUGUCCGUGACAUUGUCCAGUUCGUUCCUGUCCGUGAAUUCAAGAAGGCUCCUCCCAACGCUCUGGCCAAAUACGUUCUGGCCGAGGUCCCAAAGCAAGUGGUGGAGUACUACGGAAGCAAAGGCAUCUCACCUGGGACGCAGAGGUCCUCUUCCCCGCAGCCCCAGUGAGGCCCACGUGCCCCCCUCUCCCUACGGGCCUGGCCUCUCCAGCACCUGAAUGUGCCUGUCUUCUCUUUCCCCUCACCUCUGCCUGUCUUCCGGCCCUCAGUCCCUUAGGAAACACCCCCUCCACCUCUUCUGGUGGGGAAGAAAGAAAGAGAGCACUUCUGCCUCUGCUCCGGGCCUACACCCAUGACUCAGGAUGGCAGCUGGAACCGUUCCCCACCCAGA
Eublepharis macularius is the source of this 1942-nucleotide messenger RNA. It is a transcript of the gene CPNE6, whose product is annotated as copine 6. Gene Ontology annotation, cellular component: plasma membrane. Lineage: Eukaryota; Metazoa; Chordata; Lepidosauria; Squamata; Eublepharidae. The transcript is spliced from 17 exons. Gene Ontology annotation, biological process: cellular response to calcium ion. The record is from RefSeq and is a predicted model, not a curated record. Bases 77 to 1720 code for a protein of 547 amino acids. Gene Ontology annotation, molecular function: calcium-dependent phospholipid binding.